Molecule: messenger RNA, 384 nt
Organism: Entrophospora sp. SA101
Lineage: Eukaryota; Fungi; Glomeromycota; Glomeromycetes; Entrophosporales; Entrophosporaceae
Source: the annotation of a GenBank genome assembly
AUGUUAAAACCAAAAGCAAUAUCAUCAGUUCUUAGACAAGCAACUACUGGCGGUGUAAAGGCGACUCUCCUUUUGAAUUCAGAAGGUUCACCUCUGGCAUUUGUCUCGGAAUCAGACAACGAGGCAAGAGUUUAUGCUGCUAUAGCCUCAAGUAUUUGGAGCACUAUUGACAAAAUUGGUAAAAGCGUAAUGAAAGAUGAUUUAAAUUUUCUGGUGAUAGAAUGCGAGGAAGGAAAUGUCGCAAUUGCUACUGUUAGCAACAUGUUAUUAUGUCUUGUUGCAAAACCUGAAGUGCAACUGGGAAUAUUAAAAGCAAAGACUGAUGCUUUAAUUGACCAUCUUAAAGAGCCUUUCAAAAAAAUAGCAGCUUAUACUCAAUCAUAA